Gavia stellata (red-throated loon) is the source of this 1452-nucleotide messenger RNA. RefSeq names its product basic salivary proline-rich protein 3-like. The coding region runs from base 1 to 1452 and encodes 483 amino acids. The transcript has 4 exons. The record is from RefSeq and is a predicted model, not a curated record. NCBI's taxonomy places the organism in Eukaryota, Metazoa, Chordata, Aves, Gaviiformes, Gaviidae.
AUGGCUGAAGGCGGCCCCGCCACGCCCCCGCGCCCGGACAGCCGGACCAGCCACCCCGGCAACCCUGAGAGCCGGGCUCAACGCCAGCAAACGCUGGUCCGGCCUGAAAAGCCACCGCGCCCACCCCCACCACAGUUCCCGCGCCCGGACAGCCGGACCAGCCGCCACGACAACUCUGACAGCUGGUCCCAACGCAAGCAGCCGCCACUCCGGAUGGAAAACCCGUCGCGCCCACCCUCCCCACGGCCCCCGCGCCCGGACAGCCGGACCAGCCACCCCGGCAACCCUGAGACCCAGAAUCAACGCCAGCAAACGCUGGUCCGGCCUGAAAAGCCACCGCGCCCACCCCCACCACAGUUCCCGCGCCCGGACAGCCGGACCAGCCGCCACGACAACUCUGACAGCUGGUCCCAACGCAACCAGCCACCCCUCUGGCUUUUCCCGCGCCCGGACAGCCGGACCAGCCGCCACGACAACUCUGACAGCUGGUCCCAACGCAAGCAGCCGCCGCUCCAGAUGGAAAACCCGUCGCGCCCACCCUCCCCACGGGCCCCGCGCCCGGACAGCCGGACCAGCCGCCACGACAACUCUGACAGCUGGUCCCAUCGCAACCAGCCGCCGCUCCGGAUGGAAAACCCGUCGCGCCCACCCUCCCCACGGGCCCCGCGCCCGGACAGCCGGACCAGCCACCCCGGCAACCCUGAGAGCCAGAAUCAACGCCAGCAAACGCUGGUCCGGCCUGAAAAGCCACCGCGCCCACCCCCACCACAGUUCCCGCGCCCGGACAGCCGGACCAGCCGCCACGACAACUCUGACAGCUGGUCCCAACGCAAGCAGCCGCCGCUCCGGAUGGAAAACCCGUCGCGCCCACCCUCCCCACGGCCAACGCGCCCGGACAGCCGGACCAGCCACCCCGGCAACCCUGAGACCCAGAAUCAACGCCAGCAAACGCUGGUCCGGCCUGAAAAGCCACCGCGCCCACCCCCACCACAGUUCCCGCGCCCGGACAGCCGGACCAGCCGCCACGACAACUCUGACAGCUGGUCCCAACGCAACCAGCCACCCCUCUGGCUUCCCCCGCGCCCGGACAGCCGGACCAGCCACCCCGGCAACCCUGAGAGCCAGGCUCAACGCCAGCAAACGCUGGUCCGGCCUGAAAAGCCACCGCGCCCACCCCCACCACAGUUCCCGCGCCCGGACAGCCGGACCAGCCGCCACGACAACUCUGACAGCUGGUCCCAACACAACCAGCCGCCGCUCCGGAUGGAAAACCCGUCGCGCCCACCCUCCCCAUGGCUCGCGCGCCCGGACAGCUGGACCAGCCACCCCGGCAACCCUGAGAGCCGGGCUCAACGCCAGCAAACGCUGGUCCGGCAUGAAGAGCCACCGCGCCCACCCCCACCACAGUUCCCGCGCCCGGACAGCCGGACCAGCCGCCACGACAACUCUUGA